GCGGCGGCUGUGCGGUGCGGUGCAGAGAGGAGGCGGAGGCGGGCGCGCGGGCAGCUCACGGGCACCCGGGCCGGGCCGGCGCGGGAGCGGGAAAGGGUGCGCUAUGCCUUUAACGCCCGUGUACAGUAGACGGUAUAGUGGAGUGUAGGGAAACUCUAGGCGGGGUUAAAGUUCAGCUCAUGGAGCGGCAAUAGCGCUGGCUGGCUGCAGUUGAGCCGAGUUGGAAAUGUGAACGCAAGAAGCAGGCUUGAUUUUUUUUUCUCCCCCCCCUUCUCUCUCUCUCUCUCUCUCCUCUCUCUUCCUCUCUCCCUCUUUCUCCUCUCUCACCCACACUCACGCACACCUCCAAAUCGCACACCCAGACGCACACGCACACCCCACCGCCCGGCAGUUAUGUAUUCUCCGCUCUGUCUCACCCAGGAUGAAUUUCAUCCGUUCAUUGAAGCACUUCUGCCGCACGUCCGAGCCUUUGCGUACACAUGGUUCAACCUGCAGGCCCGAAAACGAAAAUACUUCAAAAAACACGAAAAGCGUAUGUCAAAAGAAGAAGAGAGAGCAGUGAAGGAUGAAUUGCUAAGUGAAAAACCAGAGGUCAAGCAGAAGUGGGCAUCUCGACUUCUGGCAAAGUUACGGAAAGAUAUCCGACCUGAGUACCGAGAGGAUUUUGUUCUUACUGUCACAGGGAAAAAGCCUCCAUGUUGUGUUCUGUCCAACCCAGACCAGAAAGGCAAGAUGCGAAGAAUUGACUGCCUCCGCCAGGCAGAUAAAGUCUGGAGGUUGGACCUUGUUAUGGUGAUCUUGUUCAAAGGUAUUCCGCUGGAAAGUACUGAUGGCGAGCGCCUUGUAAAGUCCCCACAAUGCUCUAAUCCAGGGCUCUGUGUCCAGCCCCAUCACAUAGGGGUCUCUGUUAAGGAACUCGAUUUAUAUUUGGCAUACUUUGUGCAUGCAGCAGAUUCAAGUCAGUCUGAAAGUCCCAGCCAGCCAAGUGAUGCUGACAUUAAGGACCAGCCAGAAAACGGACACUUGGGCUUCCAGGACAGUUUUGUCACAUCAGGUGUUUUCAGUGUGACUGAGCUAGUAAGAGUGUCACAGACACCAAUAGCUGCAGGAACUGGCCCUAAUUUUUCUCUCUCCGAUUUGGAAAGUUCUUCAUACUACAGCAUGAGUCCAGGAGCCAUGAGGAGGUCUUUACCCAGCACAUCCUCUACAAGCUCCACCAAGCGCCUCAAGUCUGUGGAGGAUGAAAUGGACAGUCCUGGUGAAGAGCCAUUUUACACAGGCCAAGGACGCUCACCAGGGAGUGGCAGUCAGUCCAGCGGAUGGCAUGAAGUGGAGCCAGGAAUGCCAUCACCAACCACACUGAAGAAGUCGGAGAAGUCUGGUUUCAGCAGUCCCUCCCCUUCGCAGACCUCCUCUCUGGGAACGGCCUUCACACAGCAUCACCGACCUGUCAUCACAGGACCCAGAGCAAGUCCACAUGCGACACCAUCGACUCUCCACUUUCCGACAUCACCCAUUAUCCAGCAGCCUGGGCCUUACUUCUCGCACCCAGCCAUCCGCUACCACCCUCAGGAGACGCUGAAAGAGUUUGUCCAACUUGUCUGCCCUGAUGCUGGUCAGCAGGCUGGACAGGUGGGGUUCCUCAAUCCCAAUGGGAGCAGCCAAGGCAAGGUGCACAACCCAUUCCUUCCUACCCCAAUGUUGCCACCACCACCACCACCACCGAUGGCCAGGCCUGUGCCUCUGCCAGUGCCAGACACAAAGCCUCCAACCACGUCAACAGAAGGAGGGGCAGCCUCCCCCACCUCACCAACCUACUCGACACCCAGCACCUCCCCCGCAAACCGAUUCGUCAGUGUUGGACCACGGGAUCCAAGCUUUGUAAAUAUCCCUCAACAGACACAGUCCUGGUACCUGGGAUAAAAGUUGCAGCAUCCCACCAUCCACCAGACAGACCACCUGACCCCUUCUCAACUCUGUAACAUGGACGCAACCUCAACCCAGCGCAGUUACAACUUCACUGUCAGUGGAAGGGGAGAAAAAAAAAAAAAGCCGAUUUGAAUCAACUUGUACAUGGAAACAAGCAAAGCAUUAUGGUCCAACAGCAGAGCCCAUAAUCUUUUGGGAUUUUUUUUUUAAUACUUUAGGGACUGUGGUCAUUUCUCAUAUGGUGCUGGAAAUGGUUGGGUUCUGUGGCGUUUGAAGUGUUUCAGUGGUGGUAUGAGCAGUAGGUUACGUGGCUGGCGAGGUCUGCGCUUGCUCACUGACACACUUCCCCUUGCUGCAGAGCCUGGCCGUUUCACAGUAUUUCAUGAAUUUACCCACACAGGUGUGAUCCUCCUUGAGUCCCUUUCAGGAGGUACUUGGAGAACUAAAUCUUUUGUAGUAGCUGAGAUCUGCAAUAUCUAACUUACGGGACAGUCAAAGGGCAAUGUUUUUCUGUAACAUAUUGGAAAAAGAAAACACAGUUAACGUUCCUCUUCUGAUUUUCUUUUACUUUGGUUUGAUUCAGCAAGUCCGCAGUUAAAUGUACCGUGGCCCAUAAGGACAGGAAUCCACUCACAUUGCAGAACAAUUCCGAAAAUGGCAAACUACUACUACUAUUCAGUUUUGUUUUUAAGUUUGGAAAUGCUGCACUUAUGUUAAAAAAAAAAAAAAAAGCAUUUUUCAACAAUUUCAACAAUGACACAAAAAAAUUCACAUGGAAAUGGGGAAGAUGGUCUGUUUUGACAGAAACUGACAGGAAUCAAUCAAAACAAUCGAAUUUUGAAUUGAGUGAAGUGCAAUUUCAUUGGAUAGCUAAAUAUCUUUGUAAGAUAGAGAUUGUUGAAAAUUCUAUUUUUGUUUUUCAAGUCCUUCCACCCCAGGACUCUAAAUUAUUGGGGUUAAAAAAACAGCCUUGCAAGAAAAAGGGGAGCUAUUUUUGCUUUUUAUGUUUUUUAUUGUUAAACUUGUAUCCCUUUAAAAAAAACGAAGGAAAAUUUAAAAAAACAAAAAAAAAACAAAAAAAAAACAAAUCUAAUGGUGCUUUUACCACAAUAUGUUAACUACAUUAAAUGCUAAUUAAUUAUUUUCUGUUAUCAAAGCACAUAACUAAAAUGAAAUCAUGGUAUCUGUUAAUUUUAUAAGCUAGAAGUCACUAUAAUGAAUUAUGCCAAUUCUGAAAGUUUUUACAUGUAUCUGGCAACAUAGGAUUUAUCAGUUAUCAGACACUUCAUUGUACCAGAGAUUGUCCAGAAGUUUUAAGACCUCUGUGCCCCUGAACUGGGCUAUGGGAACUAAUAAUAAUAAUAAUAAUAAUAUAAUAAUUAAUAAUAAUGAAACCAAUACUGACACAAAUGCAAGUGCUCAUUUCAGAUCAAGGGUACUUGUUAGGGAAAAAAAAAGUUUGCACCCCCAAAUGUCCUGUAUCUUAUGUAAAAAACAAAAAAAUGCAUAAAAAAACACAAAAAACACAGAAAUGAAAAAAAAAAGUGCAAGUGAUUUUUCUACCAGACAGCGAAGCACCCCUUUGCUUCCCAUGCAACUUCAAAAAAGGUUUCCUAUACUAUACAUAUAUAUAUGUUCUGGUUGGCAGGCCCUGCUGAUCGGAGGAAGUCUCUGCAUGUUCUAGUGUUAGUAACUAAUUUUUAUAUAGUUAAUGUAGGAUAAAGUAGAGUGCAUUAAGACACAAUAUUGUAAUCCCUACUCUAGGCACUUGCCUUUAAACUAUGUUUUUUUUUUCAGCCCUUCAGAAGGGCUCUACUACUGUCCUUUACAAUCAAGUAACUGAAAUUCUUGGGAAGACACUUUGCUCCUCAUCUUUCCCACCCUCCCUCCCUUCCCACCCCUCCCCCAAACAAUGUUGUUUUGUUUUGUUUUGUUUCCUUAAUUUGCACGAAAACAAAAAUUCCAUAUCAAUGUGCCUUGCCCUGGAUAGCGAUUAUUUGUGGAAUUGUUGCACAGGCUCCUCUUUUGAAAGGGGGUUUUUCCCUAAAUCAAACAUUUGGAGACACUUUUUUUUUUCUUCUUCUUCUUCUUCUUCUUUUUUUUUUUUUUUUUUUUUGGUAAAUGUGACCUUUAUGUCAGCCAUUGUCAGUUUCAACAUCUAGAACUAAAUAGGAAGUUAAUUGUUCCACAGGUAGAGUAGUUCUUAUUGUCCUGUACCGUCAGUGGCAGUGCUAUUCUGAGAUCUGUCCAUACUUAGAAUAUCAGUAUUUUGGAUGUUGCUGCAUUUUAUUUGGAGUCUUCCUUUAUUUUCCCCAGAUAUAUGAAAAUAUGCAAUACCUGCUUAUAUCAUGUAGAAAAGCUUAGCGAUUAUUAAUUUUUUUCUUUUCUUUUCUCCUUUUUUUUUUAUUUGACCAAAGUCGGUGCUGCACUUGACGCAGUGUGUUUUAGGUGUUUGUCUUUGUACUUUUUUUGUGUGUGAUUUUUUUUUUUGAAUGCACGCAGGAAGGGCUCCUCUUAGAGAAGCAGUCAAACUGUGAAGCACUAAGCUGACCCUGCUUCAAGCAAUUUUGUUUUUACAACUGUUCCUUUCACAAGCAAGCCUUAAAAAAAAAAAAGACAACUUCCUUUUUCUUCAGCGCCCACACCCCAUUUUUCUUAGCAGACUGCAAGUCAAUCCACAUUCAAUAAAAAGUAUAUAAUGCCCAUUUUUAUAUGCACGUUUUUAAACUUCCAAGUUCUGAAAAUUGUUUACUGGUUAUCUCUAUUUAAGGAAAAUAAAAUAAAACAUUUUGGAUUUUCAUAUGUGUCUGAUAAGUGGUUGAAUAGUUGUUUGGUGUGAUUGUCAGUGUACAAUGUCACUUCCAAUAGCCAGCCAGCAUACUUUGCCUUCCUUAUAUAGCACUUAGCUGGGCAUUACUUUAUUAUGACAUAUGUGCACUAAAAACAAAAAAAGAAAAAAGAAAAAAAAAAAACAGAAAAAAAUAGCAGCUUUCAGUGCUUCACAGUGAAGGAAAAAAAAGCCUAGACAAACAUUUUGUCAGAACCUUGCAAUAAGCCAAGGUAUUACCAGUAAAUUGGUUGUAUAUACAAUAAAAAUUGCACCCUUUUUUAAACAAAACAAACUAAGCAAUAGUUUGGGGCAGUUUUAGUUGUUUUUAGUGAGCAUGUUGUAGUCAUGGCUGCAAAGAGAGAGAAUCAACUGCCCACUCAGAAGAUCUGUAAUUUGUAUUGUUGUAUAGUUUUAUUGAUUACACUGAUUUAUUCUACCCUAUUUUAUAAUGCAAGACUUUUGUAAUGUUGUUUAAAUGAGGAAAAAUUUCUGUCAAAUUAGCCUAGUGAAAUUUCUGAUUGUUCAUAUCAAGACAGCAUUCAUAGAAUUGCUUUUCUUUCUUUCCCCUUCCCCUGUGGGAACUGGAUUUAAGUUUAAAACUUUCCUGUUUCCUUUUUAUUUUUUGUAAGUAUUUAAAUACACUUAUUUUUUCUCUCAAUGGUAUAGCAUAUUCCUAUGCUUGAGAAGUAUAGGUCUACUGAAGAACCAUUGUAAAUGGACGUGACAGGUAUGCUGUAUUUUUGAAGGCAUUUUGUUGUAUUAAGUUUGAUGAAGCUAAAAUUGGGGAAGUCUGAACAGAUUUGCAGGAAAAAAAAUGUUUUAAAGGCUUUAAAACAUUAGGGAGGCAGUCUAGGGUGGUCACAAACAGGGGUUAAAUAUUCAGUCCACUAGAUUACCUUUCUGUUCACAUUUCAUUACCCAGAAAGCAGCAGGAAACUGAAGUUCAGUCAUGAUCAAGCAGGGAAAGAAACACCAACCAUCCAUGUGUUUUGCUAUUAAGAUUAAAAGCUGAGCGAAUAUGUUUAAGGAAGGCUUUGCUACUGGGGUGUGUAGACAGACAGACUGAGAGCUAUCAGCAUCCGAAGGCCUAGCCCUUGAUUUCAAGACACAUCUGAAUUUUUAUUUUUUCUCUUUCAUCAAAUGGCAUUAACAGGAUUUGGCAAAGAUAGUCCCCUCAAAUGACUCUCUGAGUUGUUUUUGUUUUUUUUUCUUUUUUCUCUAGGAACUGAAGUCAGAGGCACAAACACUAACUCUUAGCAUUUUUCAAAGUUUUUCCUUUUGGCUUCUCUCCUCCCAGCCACCAUACCCCCUUUCCCAGCUCUGCUGGGUGGAGGCCCACUCCCUGUUGCUGCUUUCCCCACCCUCCAGCCUUGUUCUUCCUUGGGAUGGUUCUAGUCCUUCACCCUAGCAUGACAGUUAUUAACUGACAACUGAUUCCCCCACCCCACAUCUCCAGCCACCAUCACCCAAGUGGGAGCUAGACAGGCCCAGUUGGCUGCACUUCUUCAAGCUUAUGCUCUUGUUUCCUGACAGCCAAUGACCCAAAAUCUCUAGUCAUGGUGGCACAGUAUACAGUCUGCCCAUAGGCAUAUGUAAAACCCACUUCAUAAAGUGUAUCUUCCACUUUGUCCAACUCUUAACCUCUCACAAUCUUUGAGUUCUGUAGUGCCAAUGUCCUGAGGUAUUUACAAAACUCAGAUCAAGGAAAACAUUUAUUUCCCUUAUGGUUUUAGUGAUUUUUGGGGGGGAGAGGUUUCUAAGAAGGUCAUUUCAUGUGCUUCAAAGCACAUUUCUGGAAAUAUUAUCCCUAGGGAUGGUAGUUUCUCUCUCUCUCUCUCUCUCUCUCUCUCUCUCUCUCUCUCUCUCUCUCUCUCUCUUUCUCUGGAUGUGUGUAUGUGUCUCUGUCUCUUAGGUUUUUGUUUGCUUCUUUUUCCUUUUGUUUCUGGAUUUUGGUAGCAGGCCUCCACAGGACAAGUGUGAGACACAAAUGGCAUGGUAAUGUAAGGAGAGCUUUGGUGGUGCCUCACUCCCCCCCUCCCAGACCUCCCUCCCUGUCCUAGAGGAUCUCAGCUCUGCUCUGCCCUCCCCUUGGGCAUGGCUUUCAUUCCCAUCAGCUUCUGAGGCCAUUUCUUCUUGAAGUCCAUGCAUGUACUUAUCGUGUGACUUUAAACCCGCUCUGCCUUCUCCAUGCCCAAGGCUGCUCAUUCUCUAAUUAAUGUCAUGAAUGUUUCCCUUUUAUUUUUCCCAAUUAAGGAACAAAAAGCAGUGGGAUGAAAAUUGCUUUGAUAGAUAGCAGGUAACAUUGAAGCUAUUCCAUAGCACUUAACCGUAGUGAAUACUGUGUCACCAAUUCUGAAAUCAAUUUAAUGUUUAAUGCAAAUCCAUUACAUGGUGCUAUUACAGGCUGACAAAAUGAUUUAAACAAAUGUGACAACUUGGGCUCAAUUCACUCUGCUUUCCAACAGUGUAAACGCAUAGCAGUGUUUAUCUGCAUGAGAACUAUGCACUAAUCUAUCUGAAGAAGAAAACUACUAUAUCAACUUUGGUAUCUACUUUCCGUUUACUUCGAUCCUUGCCUUUGGUCAUUGUUAUAAUGCCAGCUUUAGGACAGAAAGAAUUAUAAGAAAACCAGCAUAAUACCUGAUAUAUUAAAAUGUAGUGCCUGUGAAAAUCUGUAUUAUAUUGCUCUUCUGAAGUAAGACUUUUCUACACCGGUAGCCUUCGCUGUCUGUCAGUCAGGACCCCUGGUAUAGGUGUUGUAAAAUAACCGUACAAUAUUAAUGCAUGCUAUUCCAUAAUGCUUAGUGAACUGUAUGAAUAUUACUCAAAGUUAUGUUAGUCUUUUUUUUUCCUGACUUGGUUCUUGUCAGCUAGGUUUAAAGGCAUUUCACUGAGAACGCAAAAUUCUGUCUUUUCUUGAUUUCAGCUGUUUUCAGUAUUUUGGAGGUAUACAUUUACUUAAAUUCAGUAUUACUUGUGUUUUUGUUUUGGGGUUUUUGUUGUUGUUUUUUUUCCUAGGGGACAAGCAUGGGUGUUUGAUUUCAGAAAUCAGUACCUGGUGAGAAUUUUGUCUCAAAAUUACUGCAUCACCUUCAAGAACUCUACUACAAAGGCGCUCUGGGAGCAUUUGCAGGGGAGGGACACUUCUUUAUGGAGGCUGAAGUGCUUUCUAAAUGGACAGCGCUCAGGAAGGUACCCAUGUUUGAUCCAGCUUCACACCACACCUCCUCAGAUGAAAAGGAAAAAGAAAAAAAAAACUUUUAAGAAAUCACAUGGCUAUUUAGUUUCAUGCACAGUUGGAAUAUCUUCUUCAAAAACAAAACUGUACAAACUUUGGGCCCGAUUCAUAAGAAAAAAAAAGUUUGCUAUUAACACGGGAUUUUUGUUGUUGUUAUUUAGUUUAAAUUUGCAACCAUUUUCUUCCCAAGUGAAAUAAAUUCCAUCAUUUUUCCCCUAAGCCAUGCCCAUCUGCCUUUCAUUCUUCCAAAGGGCUCAAGUAAAGCAGAUUCGAGAGAAUGGGGUAUUGGGAGCAGAUCCCAGCCAAUGUGGAGAUACGUAGGAUGCCCAGAGCCGGGCAUGAGGUUGGGAGACAGCACAUUGGAAUCAUAUCUCUUUUGUGUGCUUGGGCAUCCUCAGUUUCCCAUAUGGACUCAUUACGCUGUUUGGUUCAGAAAACUUCCCAAAAUAAAUCUGGACCACCAGAGUCUUCUACAGUGGAAGUGCCACCUCUAAUCUAACCAGAGCACUUUCCUGGUGGCAAUACCCACUGGCUUGUAUAAUGUGAACUUUUAUGUCUCUACCAUGGUGUCAAAGACAAGUAACACCCAAUAAAGUGGGCCACUGUUACUGCUGUUUUCUGUUCAACUUCUUAAAAUGACUCCAGGUUUUCUUCCCCCCCCCCCCCCCGCCCUUUUUCUUCUUGGUUAUAUUGGCAUUAUUCCUUUUUUUAUUUUAUUUUUUUUCUCUUGAUAGUAGCCUGUAAAUUUGCUCUUUUAUAUUUCUCUCUCGCAUCUCAACCUAAAAGUCCUAAGACCAUGGGCCACAUUGAAUGGGAGGUGUGAGGGAGCUGCCAGUCUGUCCUUCUUCCCUCCUUUGGUGUCAGUCCUUUGGCUGUGGUGAAGGCGCUCAGUAGCCUGGACCCUGAGGUGCCAACCAGGCUAGUGUAGUUGCUGCAGCGGGUUCCUGGAGGUCCUUGCGAAGUUCCUCAAGACCAAGUCCAUGGGACCUUCUCUGCUCUCAGCCCUGACUCCUCUCCCUGACCCCCAGCAACUUCCCUAGGGACUUUUCCCACCACAUCUACAACCUAGCCCUAUUCAAAAAGCCUCUGGUUUUCAUCUCAAAUUGUGGGGGAGGGGAUUAAAUAGUUCCAGUGAUGGCAAAGAGAUCUAUUUUUGAAAUGAAACCACCCCCGUGUUAAUAUCUUGGUCUGACAUUCGUUGUGGGUUUUUUUGUUGUUGUUGUUUUUGUUUUUGUUGCUGUUUUUUUUUUUUUUUUUAUGAGCCGGGCCCCCUGUGCCUCUAGUCUACUUGUAUUGACUCUCAUAGUUACCCUUUUAGUUGACUGUGUUCUGUGAAAAUUUGUAAUUGGUUGAGAAUCACUGUGGGCGUCCAUUCUUAUUCAACUAAAUCUCCACAGGGUUUUUGAGCUGGUGUGGGUUAGUUUAACUCUUGUAUUCAACCGUUAGUGCUACCACUUUCUCACAUUACAAUACAAUUACUGGAAGCGAGUACUGCAUUUCCUAUGCAACAAAAAAAGGAAAAAUAAAAAAUUGCUAAUGCUA
Messenger RNA from Perognathus longimembris pacificus (Pacific pocket mouse), 9539 nucleotides. RefSeq names its product nuclear factor I A (gene Nfia). Gene Ontology annotation, molecular function: RNA polymerase II cis-regulatory region sequence-specific DNA binding; DNA-binding transcription factor activity, RNA polymerase II-specific. The transcript is spliced from 11 exons. The coding region runs from base 394 to 1923 and encodes 509 amino acids. The record is from RefSeq and is a predicted model, not a curated record. Gene Ontology annotation, biological process: regulation of transcription by RNA polymerase II. Gene Ontology annotation, cellular component: nucleus. NCBI's taxonomy places the organism in Eukaryota, Metazoa, Chordata, Mammalia, Rodentia, Heteromyidae.